AUGGGUCACGAGCGAUACCCAGCACUAACUGCACUGAAGCUGCUGCUGGUACUGGCGCUUUGUGUUGUCCCAGGUUUUGCCUCCAGCUGCGGUGAGCGAAAAGUGGUUACGUUCCUAAUUCUUGACGGUGAAGAAGCGAAGGAUGGCUUCUGGCCGUGGCAUGUCGCACUGUUCCACAACGAAGGCCGUACGUUUCGCUAUGAGUGCGGUGGUACCAUUCUGGACCAGAACACCGUACUAACAGCGGCCCACUGUGUGAUGACAUCGCGGGGUAAGAUCGCCCGAGAGCGGUUGGUGGUGCAGGUCGGACGAAACCGGCUCUAUACCUUCGACAACCGCGCGCAGGAGCAUGAAGCGUUCGAGCUGAUCGUACACCCGGAGUACCGGGUGAACGAAGUCCAGCAUGACAUGGCGUUGAUCAAGCUGGCGACAGACAUCACCUACACGAACUACAUCCAACCGAUCUGUCUGUGGAAUAGGGGUGAAGAUCAAAACUCGAUCGUCGGAUCUUACGGUACGGUAAUUGGAUUUGGGUAUGAUGAGUCGAAUGCGCCAACGACCACACUGCGAGAAACCAGCAUCCCGGUUGUCAGCACGAUCGCGUGCAUCGAGAGCAACCGAGAUACGUACGGGAGUGUGCUGACGUCGAACAUGUUCUGUGCCGGCACCCGACAGAGCCGUGGUGCGUGCAAUGGGGACAGUGGAGGUGGUUUGUUCUUCCAGUACGACAACAUCUGGUACGUGCGCGGUGUCGUGUCGUUCACGAAGGAACUGGGAAACUUGCGCGUCUGCGAUCCCAAGGAGUACACGGUGUUCACGGAUGUGGCGAAGUACCUGAGCUGGAUCGAGCAGUACCUGCGCAAGAAGGGUCCAGGAGGUGGGACAGGCUCGUCGACCCUUGACACUGAUCCACGGUUGGCGCUGUUGCCGCUGGACACGUGCGGUCCAAACCCGUACGCUAGCCGGGACGAGUCGCUCAAGCCGAUCCUGGCCGGUUACCCAUGGACGGGGUUGAUUGAAUACAUCGAGGAAGGAUCGCGUGAACGGAAGACCCGUUGUCAGGCGACGCUUAUUAGUGAUCUGUAUCUAAUCACAGCUGCUCACUGCGUUACUGGGCUGCCGAAGCGUUAUUCUCUUGCUGCCGUGCGACUCGGCGACUACAACCAGGCCACGACGACGGACUGCAGUCUAGUGGAUGAACAGACCAUGUGUACGCCUCCCGUCCAGGUGUUACGCAUCGAGUCGGUGAUCACGCACAACGCGUUUAAUAAGCCACGGUUCGCGAACGACAUUGCACUGGUGCGACUGCGUGAUCGAGCUGACACCAGCCGGAGCAACGUCAAGCCAAUCUGUCUGCCAGUGACGAACGAACUGCGAAGCGAAAAACCUGCCAAAUAUAUGCAAACCGCCUGGACGUUCGGUGGCAACGUGCUCGAGCGAUCGUUCCGCGAUCGGGUCGACUCAAUCGAAUGUCAGAAACAGUACGUUAACAAAUCAGUCUCGCUGGAGAAGACGUCGCGUCAGAUCUGCAUCCGGCAGCAGGAACCACCCGGAGAUGGUGUAGCGUGCAAGUUCCCACUGUCGGCCGCUCCGCUUCAGCUGGUGCAGUCGGUGCAGGGUCGCAAACGAUACGUUCUGCAUGGAGUGCUCUCAUACGGGCCGAAGUCUUGCACCGUGUUGUACCCCGAUGUUUACGCUAACGUGGCCAGUUACUUGGACUGGAUCUUGAGUAACAUUCAGGAGUAACUGCCGGCGUUGUCGGUAAUCUCCAUUUCGUAAUGUACUCUUACUAAUACAUAUCUCAGGGGAAAACAGAAGAUACAGAAAGAUCAUUCCGAUAAAAAAAGACGUUUGUCAGAUAACGUGGCACGAACGUUGAUUAGCAGGUAUCGAAUGUUAUCUGCGGUCGAUUCAAGCGAUGAUUUCAUUAGCUAACGAUAGAAAAAAAAAACAACAUGAUGCUGAAAACCGGAUAUCCAAUGUCAUGCUCCGUAUCUCGUCUCUUGUAUGCCGAAUUGAAAGAUUACUGUAAAAUGAGCGACGAUCUUUUGUUUGGUCGUAGAAUUUCUUUGUAAGAAAGCAAAUAAAUUAAAAACUGAUUCAU
Anopheles nili is the source of this 2104-nucleotide messenger RNA. Its product is annotated as polyserase-2-like. Bases 1 to 1746 code for a protein of 581 amino acids. The transcript has 3 exons. The record is from RefSeq and is a predicted model, not a curated record. Gene Ontology annotation, biological process: proteolysis. NCBI's taxonomy places the organism in Eukaryota, Metazoa, Arthropoda, Insecta, Diptera, Culicidae. Gene Ontology annotation, molecular function: serine-type endopeptidase activity.